AUGGCACCUAGGCCUCCUCCUCCUCCACCCACAAAUCCUGAUGCACCAGAUAUGAUGAGAAUGAUGGAAUUGGUGAUCAGUGAGAUGCGGCAGCAGAAUACCGCUUUGGUACAGCAGAAUUCUGUGGCUAUGCAGCAAUUGGAAGCUGCUCGACUGUCAGUUGAGGCCUCUCAGCGGCAGUAUUUGGAAUUGUUGACCAGUGGAAGGGCAGUAGCUAAACCCUCAUCUUCUUCUUCCACACAACCUCAAGAGUGGAGUCUUGAGAAUUUCUUGCAGCACCGUCCGGCCAAAUUUAGUGGACAGGUUAGCCCAAAUGAGGCGGGUAGAUGGUUCAGAGAUAUGGAGCGCAUCUUUAAUGCCAAGAGGUGUUCAGAGGAGAACAGAUUGGUUGUCACGGAGUAUUUACUAUCCGGGGAAGCUACUCACUGGUGGAGCAGUAUGAGGACCAUACUAGAGGGCAGCAACACUUCUAUCACUUGGGAGUUGUUCAAGGAGAGAUUCUAUGCUGAAUAUUUUCCUGACAGCGUUAGAUUUGCUAAGGAGAUUGAAUUUCUACAGCUGGUUAAGGGAAAUAUGUCAAUUUCUGAGUACGCAGACCGGUUCAAGCAUCUGAUCAGGUUUCAUACAGUGCCGAUGAGUGAGGUUUGGCAGUGUCGGAAAUUUGAGAAUGGUUUGAGGGGAGAUAUCAAGUUGUUGGUGAAGGGGCUUUCUAUUAAAGAAUUUCCAGCUUUGGUGGAGAUGGCAAGGGUCAUGGAGAAGACCAAGUUAGAGGUGGACAGUCAGAGAAGUCAGCCUCUGAGAGUGGGAGGACCGGUGAUGUCCAGAGAUGGUUCCAGUUCUAGAAGGACUCCCUACUCUAGGCCUCCUUCUCAUGGGUCUAGGGGUUCAUUCUCCCAGUCUUCAGUGUCUUCAGGGCAAUCCAGUCAUUCCGGGGGAGUGAAGUGUUAUUCCUGUGGAGGUCCCCAUCUUUAG
Molecule: messenger RNA, 972 nt
Organism: Vigna angularis (adzuki bean)
Lineage: Eukaryota; Viridiplantae; Streptophyta; Magnoliopsida; Fabales; Fabaceae
Exons: 1
Coding region: 1-972 (323 amino acids)
Source: RefSeq, a predicted model, not a curated record